AUGCUGACACGGCUGACACGACAUACGCUCGCAACGGCCACAUGGCAGCAAACGGUCAUCGACGAGGCCACAGUUGUCGGUCUUCCCGACCAACAUCCAAACACUGAGCAGUACUUCGCCAUGGCAUCGGAAACGCAUAUACGACACACACUGGACGCUGGCAGCCGAUCAACCCUACUACAAGUCAUCAUCGCCGCUGUCAUUCUCGCUCUUGCAUACUAUCUCCUCACUGGUGACCGACCGUACGCAGGAAUACCGGUCGUCAAGCCCCAAUGCAAGGGUUUGGUAGCCUGGCUCCCCGCCAAGUAUGCAUUCAUGCUGGACUCACGAGCGCUGUUCCAAAGAGGUCGCAAGGAGCACAGCGGCUGUUUCCAGAUCGCCGCAGCUGGAGGCUACAAAGUCAUUAUACCAACUCGCUUCGUCGAAGAGGUCAAGAGUCACCCGGACCUUUCCUUCACCGAGGCUAAUGCGCACGACUUCUUCGUGAAGUACCCAGGCUUCGAGGGCUUUGAUUCUGACCGCGCUCACGAACUUCUGAUGGACAUGAUCAAAUGGAAGCUCACACCAAGCUCGGACUUGAUCACGCAGGGUCUGAUUGAAGAGACGAACGACUCGUAUCAUGUCAAUAUGGGUGAACCUGUUGAGUGGCAGACUAUUCCAUUACGACAGCAGGUUUGUGAUACUGUCGCUAGACUGUCGGCCAGGAUCUUCUUGGGCCAAAGAUUCUCGCGCAAUCCUGAAUGGGUACAAAUAUCGAAAGAAUACGCCAUAAAUGGCUUCGUCAGCCGCACGAUACUUCAUUUGUUCCCGAAACCGCUUCAACCCGCUGCUUCAUGGGUGCUUCCAACGACUCGUAAGCUUCGCAACAGCAGCCGUAGAGUCAGGCAGAUGAUUGAGCCAGAGGUCCAACGCAGACAACAAGACAUCCAAGAAGCGGAACAGGCUGGAAGGAAGCCAGAAUUCGACGACUCCAUCUGCUGGCUGCUUGAGGUUGCCAAAGGACGGCCAUGCGAUCAUGCUGCUGCUCAGCUUAGCUUGAGUCUAGCAAGCAUCCACACUACAACAGAGAUACUCUCGCAGACCAUUGUACAGCUUUGCGACACCCCGGAAUUUGUGCCGCCGCUCCGGCAGGAAGUCAUCGAUAUCCUGCGCGAAGUUGGCUGGGGUCGAACAACGCUUUCGAGGAUGAGACUCAUGGACAGUUUCCUGAAAGAGACCUUACGAACACGAGAUACUCCUGCGACCAUGCUGCGGAUGUGCACGAAGCCUGUCACGCUGUCCGAUGGCACCAAGUUGCCCAAGGGCGCUCUUCUCAUGGUGCUCAACGAAAGCGCAAGAGAUCCUGCAGUCUACGAUGAACCUGACAAGUUCGACGCCUACCGUUACUUGAGAAUGCGUUCAAAAGAGGGCGAGGAGAACCGUCAUCAGUUUACAUCCACAUCUGCGGACAACCUUGGCUUUUCGCAUGGGACGCACGCUUGUCCUGGCCGCUUUUUUGCCUCGAAUGAGCUCAAGAUUGCGUUAUGUUUCCUCUUGCUCAAGUACGAUGUUCGCUUCGUGCCUGGCGAAAGCAGGCCGAAGAUGAUGGCUUUCGAGCAGAACCAUACUAUGCCGCCGAGUGUCAAGGUGCAGAUCAGGCGGAGACAAGAGGAAGUGAAUUUGUUGUCGCCGAAGGCGAAGUAG
This is a messenger RNA of Fulvia fulva, 1683 nucleotides long. Its product is annotated as Cytochrome P450 monooxygenase bsc2. NCBI's taxonomy places the organism in Eukaryota, Fungi, Ascomycota, Dothideomycetes, Mycosphaerellales, Mycosphaerellaceae. The transcript is spliced from 4 exons. Gene Ontology annotation, molecular function: iron ion binding; heme binding; monooxygenase activity. The record is from RefSeq and is a predicted model, not a curated record. The coding region runs from base 1 to 1683 and encodes 560 amino acids.